Molecule: messenger RNA, 1103 nt
Organism: Drosophila innubila
Lineage: Eukaryota; Metazoa; Arthropoda; Insecta; Diptera; Drosophilidae
Gene: Pgam5
Product: serine/threonine-protein phosphatase Pgam5, mitochondrial
Exons: 2
Coding region: 74-943 (289 amino acids)
Biological process (GO): positive regulation of mitochondrial fission
Cellular component (GO): mitochondrion
Source: RefSeq, a predicted model, not a curated record
UGUGCCGCCUUUUGUAUUUGUUCACACCGCAAAGGAGAUUUGAUUGAAUUAAGCAGAUAACUUAUACUAUAAAAUGCGCAAAUUUACAGCAUUUGCGUGCGGCACAGGUGCCGGCUUGACAGCCUACUAUUUCCAGAAGCUGCGCGAUCCACAGUUUGCCGUGCACAACUCCUGGACGAACAGUGAGACGCCGGUGCGGGAAUGCGCACAGUGGGACAGCAACUGGGACUUUCGUAAUCCAAAGAGUCUGGUAAAGCCACAGAAGAACGACCUGCCGCAGGAACAGAAUCGCUAUAAUAGCGAACUGGAGAAAUCGUCGCCGAAAUAUGCACGGCACAUCAUACUCAUCCGACAUGGCGAAUACUUGGACAUGGGCAGCAGCGAUGAGACGCAUCAUCUCACGGAUCGGGGUCGCCUGCAGGCCAAGUAUACUGGAAAGCGAUUGCAUGAGCUGGGCAUCAAGUGGGACAAGGUGAUUGCCUCGAAUAUGGUGCGUGCCCAGGAGACCGCUGACAUUAUCCUCAAUGAGAUUACCUACGACCGGGCCAAGGUGAAGAGCUGUUCCUUUCUGCGCGAAGGUGCACCGAUACCACCACAGCCACCAGUUGGUCACUGGAAGCCCGAAGCCUCGCAGUUUUAUCGUGAUGGUGCCCGGAUUGAGGCUGCCUUCCGUCGCUACUUCCAUCGUGCCUAUCCGGAUCAGGAGAAGGAGAGCUAUACGCUCAUUGUCGGACAUGGCAAUGUUAUACGCUACUUUGUCUGCCGUGCCUUACAGUUUCCGGCCGAGGCUUGGCUGCGCAUCAACAUCAAUCAUGCCUCUAUCACGUGGUUGACCAUCAGUCCAUCCGGCAAUGUGUCCAUCAAGUAUCUCGGCGACACCGGCUUCAUGCCAGCCAAACAUUUAACCAAUCGCAUACCACGUGAUGCCAAGAACGUUGUCUAGUUCUAAUCUCAACACUCUUUAUAUUUAUACAUACACUCUUUUUUAUUUUGUCAAUUUCUUCAGAAGAUUAAGCAAAAGUCUAACAAAGUUGUCCUCCUUAAAGUCUAGUAUUUUUCUAACUCAAACAUUGUACGAAAAUAAAUGCAAAUGCAACUCAAAA